AUGUACCAACAACCGACUGCCGAAGAUUUCAGCGCUCUCCCUUUGGAGGAAUUGGAGAGACGGAUCAACGAAUUCAACAAAAGUCGGGACGAAAUCGUUAGUUUCUCUUCUUACUUCUCAAGUUCAAAUGAAAUAUCGUUUCUUUUAGAUCGAGAACAUGCGUCGUAAUAAGCGCAAACUGGUGGAAAGCGGCGAAAUGACCACGGUUCGGUUUUUUUAAAUCAAAAUUAUUAAUCAUCUUAAUUCAUAAAAAGUAUUUUUUCAAACAUGUGUAGAAUGGACCAAUAGAUUUGCUUCACUUUAUUGUAUGGUCGUUUGAAACUUGAAAAUUAGAUUCUCGCGCCAAAACUGUUUUUGAAAAUUUUCCCAUGACCCUUCGAGAUUUCAAAAAAACUUGGUAGACUUCUUAAAAUCCUUUUUUGAGUGUUUUUAGAACUUUCUAUAUAAUCUCCAUUCUUGAUAUAACUGGCGAUGAAUAAACUACAUAUAAGAAAAGCCAAAACUAAAUCUUGAAAAUUCCAGGAGGAAUACGUCAAACGCUGCCGUCUGGACGAGAUGCCGCUCUACCUGAACCAGGAGGACAUGAACGCCUACUCGAUCUUUCUCUGGAAGAAGUCGGGAGAGGAGAAGGAAGAACCGGAGCUGCUCAAACUGAUGGAGGAGGACGAGAAGUCCGAGACCAAAGGGAGACUCUCUGUCAUCUUCCUCCUCUGAAGACGAGCUGUUCGAGGACGACGACGAGCUCUCGGUCGAGACGGACCUCCCGCCAAUGUCCCCACUAUCCUCCCCUACGCCCGAGCCAGCUUUCGACUUCCUCCCAAUAUUCUUCCCAUUUACAAUCCCACCCAACAUGACACCCUUUUUCUCCGGAAUGGUACCUGUUACCACGGAGCUUCUGACGGUGAUGGCUCAAAACGGAGUUCCUUUGAGUGA
Caenorhabditis auriculariae is the source of this 933-nucleotide messenger RNA. The record is from the annotation of a GenBank genome assembly. Lineage: Eukaryota; Metazoa; Nematoda; Chromadorea; Rhabditida; Rhabditidae.